Messenger RNA from Pichia kudriavzevii, 1098 nucleotides. RefSeq lists its product as uncharacterized. Gene Ontology annotation, biological process: chromatin organization; regulation of DNA-templated transcription. The transcript has a single exon. Bases 1 to 1098 code for a protein of 365 amino acids. Gene Ontology annotation, cellular component: NuA4 histone acetyltransferase complex; Rpd3S complex; nucleus. Lineage: Eukaryota; Fungi; Ascomycota; Pichiomycetes; Pichiales; Pichiaceae. The record is from RefSeq and is a predicted model, not a curated record.
AUGGAAUACUUUGACGAAAAGAAAAAAUCUUUAAUCUCUGUUGCCCCUGAUAAAAGGUUUCCCAAGGAACUGUUAUCGGAAGUAUGCUACAUGGUACAUUAUAAUGGAUGGAAUUCCAAAUGGGAUGAAUGGGUACUUGUUGAACGAAUUCUUGAAUACACUAACGAGAACUUGAUGUUGAAGGAGUCUUUGGUUCUGGAGCUCCAGGAAAAAGAAAAAGCUAAACAAAAGAAGCUGGAAGAAGAAGAACACCAAAAAGAGCUUAAAAGGCUGCAAAUGAAGGUUCAGAAGAACGGACGUAAUCGCUUAAAAGCUGACAAUCACGAUAGCAUGAAAAUAAGGUUGUUGGUGAAUGGCUCAAAACUUAAUAAUGUUGUAAACAGACAUGGUGGUGAUAGUCGCAUAGGCAAACCUCAGAAAGAUAAGCAAAAGUUGAUCAGAAAUUGUAACAGCAGAAUAAAGGGAGAAUAUAGUGAAAAUGGGUCACAUUCUUUUGAAAAUGGGCUGUUGGAGACUUUACAAAAUAAACGGAAAAAAUUGAACGAGUCAUUACAUUAUGAGUCCAAAACAGGAUUCACUCACCAUGAGAUGAAAGUUUUAGUUCCUGAUGAUCUCAAAAGGAUACUGGUUGAUGAUUGGGAACAAAUCACCAAAAACAGUAAAUUAGUUGCCCUGGAUGGCGAAAAUAAUGUCGCCCGGACAUUAGAUGAUUUUAGCAAAUACAUUAAAUCAACAUUUAAUGAUGAGGAGAAAGAACUAAAUGUACUGCUGGAAAUUACAGAAUCACUAAGAAACUACUUUGAACAAUGUGUUGGUGUGUUCCUAUUGUACCGCUAUGAACGUCAUCAGUAUAAUAAAAUUUUGGAAGAUGAGGAAAGAGUCAAGAAUUUAGAUGCAAUUUAUAGCCCGAUAUUCUUAUUAAGGCUGUUGUCCAUUUUUCCUUCAAUUUUAAUGAUGAAUGGAGUUGAUGCAGCUACAAUCAAAAUCAGCAAAGCAUAUCUUGAUAUAAUAUUAAAUUGGUUGGACUUGCAUAAAACGAAGUACUUAAAGAUCGAGUACGAGAAUCAAAGUCCUUACCUAUCACUAAUUCAUAGCUAG